Molecule: messenger RNA, 988 nt
Organism: Coccinella septempunctata (seven-spotted ladybird)
Lineage: Eukaryota; Metazoa; Arthropoda; Insecta; Coleoptera; Coccinellidae
Gene: Fer1HCH
Product: ferritin subunit
Exons: 4
Coding region: 196-828 (210 amino acids)
Biological process (GO): iron ion transport; intracellular iron ion homeostasis
Cellular component (GO): cytoplasm
Molecular function (GO): ferric iron binding; ferrous iron binding
Source: RefSeq, a predicted model, not a curated record
CAUGCUUUAUCUUUUGUGAAUGAUAGUGGUGUAUACCACUUCAGUGAAUUUAAUCAUCUAAUUUUCAAUUCAAUCGUCACAUCACCUUCUACACCAGUGAGUGUAAAGGCGAUCUAGUGAGCUAUUAUCUACCUGUUUUCCUAGAACCUUGUAUAUUCUUUUCGUUUAACGAAUCCAUCUCAAAAGUAACCCACUAUGAGAUUUUUUACCGUUUUCUCAUUUUUCGCAAUUGUAAUAUGUGCCACUACAGGUCAGCACUGCACCACCAGUCCAUCCAAUGUUCCUAAAACCUGGAUUGAUAUGGUGAGCCCUUGCGUGCAAAGCGUGAGAGCUCAAAUUCAGGAGGAGAUGAAUGCUUCUAUGAAAUACUUAGCUAUGGGUGCCCAUUUUUCACGAGACACUAUCAACAGACCGGGAUUCGCAAAGUUGUUUUUCAAAGCCGCCAGUGAAGAGAGAGAGCAUGCCAUCAAGCUUAUCAAUUAUCUUUUAAUGAGGGGCGAACUGGUUUCGAAUGUUUCCAAGUUAAUCAAGACAACGAUUAAUGUGCCCAAUACUUAUUGGAAGAGUGGAACAGCUGCUUUAGAAGAUGCCCUCGAAACUGAAGCUUACGUUACCAAAAAAAUAAGGAGCGUAAUUGCUUCUUGUGAUAAUCCAAAUGAUGGCAGUGGAUUCAUCGACUAUCAUUUAUCCGACUACUUAACCGGUGACUUCUUAGAUGAACAAUACAAAGGCCAGAAGGAACUUGCAGACAAACUAUCUCAACUCCAGAAACUUAUGGGUAAACAUGGCCACCUUGGAGAAUUCUUGUUCGACAAGAAAUUGUUGUAAACGUCGUAAUCAUCACAUUGUAAAAAUUCACACAAUGUCUUCUAUAUAAAAUUAUGUUCUUGUGAUAGUUCAAAAUAUAUUUUAAUGAUCAGGUUAUAAGUGCAAAAGUUUAUUUGUUCCAAAAAGAAGAAUAAAGAAUAAAAAUAUUUUCUUGUUCUGA